AAUGAAUCAGUUGUAGAUAAUAGACCAUAUAAUUUAAGAGAAAGAGAAAAUAUUAAUUACAACGAAGGAUAUUUAUCAAAGAAGCAAUAUGGAUAUACUGCACCUUUCUCAGGCAGUUUAACAUUACAUCCAUUGCCAAUGGAUAACUCUGAAGACAAAGAUGAGGACGAGGAUGUAUCAUAA
Messenger RNA from Funneliformis mosseae, 183 nucleotides. The record is from the annotation of a GenBank genome assembly. NCBI's taxonomy places the organism in Eukaryota, Fungi, Glomeromycota, Glomeromycetes, Glomerales, Glomeraceae.